AUGGCCUUCGAGGGUCCUAAACGUGACCAUUCACUAAGGCGGGGGGGUUCGGCUGGCAACAACGUGCUCGGCAACUUAAUCUCGUCCCGAAAAGGAAAGGCAGCGCAAAAGAAUGGAAUACAAACUCUCCCAACAUUUCUAGUCAUUUUCCGAGGUGGAUUGGGUAUUUUGCAGCCGAUGGGAACGUCUGGAUUUCGCAGCAAAAAGAAGAGAAGAAAAGGGAUUGCGGGCGGGAGCAUCGCCGCGGCUGCCGCCGCCGCCGGGGAGCUGAAGGCUCAAUUCAGGCAGGAAGUGCAGUGUGAAGGAAGGCAGUACUUAGUUGCCAGCGCCCAGGGCCCGGCAGCCGCAGCAAAGGAGUGGGCCGGGUUGGGUGAGGGGGAAAGGAAGUGGAGCCGCGGCUCCUUUUUCUGUAGCAGCCCCCAUUGUUCGGAGGGAAGCUGUCGCAGCUGCUGCCCUUCUUCGCGCUUUUUUAGGCGAAGGCUCGCCUUCGUCCGGCCGCAGCUGCGACGGGAAACAAGCGGGCGAAUUACUCGAGAGCAGCUUUUUGAGAGUGAGCUUUCCCGCUUGCGGAAACGGCGCGAGUUUCUAAGUCUCCUCUCUCAGCAGCUCGCGGGGUUCCAGCAAACAACCCGGAUUGUGCUGCAACUGCAAUCCUGUUUGUCUACACAGAAAAACAUACUGUAUUCUAUUCAUGAGAUCUACUUCCAGAUGCAUUGUUUUACAAAACAACCAAGAAGCUAUCUACAUUUUGUCAUCAAGUUUCCUGCAGUGUUAUCAAGUAUUGAUCAUGGCCUGUCCUUCUGUCUACGCAUUUUCAUUCCUUCAAGAGAACAAGGAUUAUAUAAUUCACAAAACAUGAAAAUUUCACUUCAAACUUUAAAGGACAGCAAAGCCUGACCCAUGAUACCCUACAAACAAACUGCAGGCUCUGAUAUCUCAAGGGAGCAACAGGCCUGCACAUCCCUCAUCCCCUGUUACUGUACAACUUUUCACAAACGCAUACUUAUCUGCAAAGGAGCUAUAGUGCUAAUUAUUUUACAACUUCUUAAAAAAAGCAACUAGGUCAUCUAUAAGUACAUUUGGACAACAAAUGUAAUUUAAUGAACUUUAUAGAAUAAAGUCACAAAAAUACACACGCUUAUGUGCAAAGUUAGCUUGGUUGUCAUUUAACACUAUUGUAGAAAUUAAUCAGUGGUAUUUUAUUUGUAAUUCCUCCCCCAAUUUUUCUUUCACAAAAAAAGCCCUAGGCCAAGCAGAGGAGUAGAAUUUUGCAAAGCUGCAUUUAAUCUCCUUUCAGCUUUAACAGUAGCCACAAUUAGUUCUUUCUACUAAGGUGGUUCCUGCUUACAAUGGAUAAUUGAAAAGCUAGGGAUUUUCCUAUACUGUAUGCUGAUAACUUUGGCAAUCUUAUUUCCCUUGCUUUUGCAGUACUUAAAAGCAAAUCAACUAUCUAUCAAUAUCGAAGAUAAUGUCCUUUUAAAUUGAUCUAGGUAACAGGAACAUUCAAAAUAAUGGUCUGGUUUUAGAGGGAUGGUUGGAUUCUAUUUUAUUGUUUGCUUGGCUCUAUUCCAGUUUUGCUCAAUUCCAGUACU
Messenger RNA from Pogona vitticeps (central bearded dragon), 1592 nucleotides. The record is from RefSeq and is a predicted model, not a curated record. Lineage: Eukaryota; Metazoa; Chordata; Lepidosauria; Squamata; Agamidae.